CGAUUGCGCGGCUGGACGCUGACAGGGAGAAAGGCAAUUUCCUGACGAACUUUGGCUCGCUGGUCGUCAUGUCCUACUGCUGAGACCCAUCUCUUCAUCCGUCCUGCACCGCUUCACCUACUCGACAAGCUCUCCUGGCUGCCAAGAGGCCGCCCAUCAUUCGCGAUAUAGACAUCGACUCUGGUCAUGAGCGAGGCAAUUCAUGCACCCAUUCUCCGUCCUCACGCUUGGCAUCUUUGUAGCUGGGUAUAUCACCGCUCGCUGGGAUCUCGUCACCCGGCUGUAUGAACUGGCCAUCUUUGCCUGGGACCACGGUGUUAUUACUCGGUCGCUAAAAGCCUUCCUGGUCCUUACCAUCUUCUUCAUCGUCCUGAUCGUACCAAUCGAGCGCAUAGCUGCUAGAGAGAGUGAUAUACAUCCUCGUCCAGCUCUAGGUCUUUCGGCGCGCGAACAAUUGAAACGGAGAGGCUCUUUCUAGGCCUUCAUGAUCGCUCCAAAUGGCUUGAUGCGCAUCUUCUGGCCG
Messenger RNA from Aureobasidium pullulans EXF-150, 523 nucleotides. Its product is annotated as phosphatidylinositol glycan, class Q. Lineage: Eukaryota; Fungi; Ascomycota; Dothideomycetes; Dothideales; Saccotheciaceae. The coding region runs from base 203 to 478 and encodes 91 amino acids. The record is from RefSeq and is a predicted model, not a curated record. The transcript is spliced from 3 exons.